UUUUUUUAUGUGGAUAAUAUUUUAUAAUAUUUUUUAUGUGGAUAAUCCCUAUCAUAUUAUUAUCCAGACAUUGAAGACGCUUUAAACGGGCUUCAUUCAGGAAGUGUGUUGUCGAAACGUCGAAACGUCUAGAAAUAACGGAUAAAUGGAUCAAAGGUCGCAGGCGAAUGAUGACUUCAGUUAUCACAAAUGGAUCUACGAGGAACUAAUUCAAAUAGCUCAGGAGUCCGGAGAACAUCAAAGGACUCUGGGCUUGCGCAGUCCAAUCCAGGAGUUUUGUGACACUCAAAUUCCCUUUACUUACAUAGGGUCUGGUGGCCAGUACCUCACACACUCAUUUGGUAACACCUGUGUUCCUGACUCGCUGCUCGCAGGUUUACACAUUGCUGCUAGUGUGCACCCCAACAUUAGGGAGCUUUUUAUGUUAGACAACACUAUCGAUGCAGUCAUGACCCUCCUGGAUAGUGGGAAGUAUGCAGAGGCAAAAGCCCUAUGGCUCAUUAACUUAGAUCUUCGGCAGGGCCACAAAAAACACUUCACAGAGAGAGACUACAUUGAAAUCAGAGGCUACGUUAAAGACCACCUUCCAAACCUUUUGGAUCUGACCAGUGCUAUGUUUCACUACGACGACGAGAGGAGGAGUCCCAAUCCUGAAGAUUAUGUUUACAAAAACACAGUGAGCAAGUUUGAGGAUUUUGGUGACGUGAGAGUGCUGGGAUCCAGAGGAAAUCCAGAACUCAUUCUUGUGGACGUUGACGGCCGAAUGGAUGAAUUCCCGUCUCUCAUGAUCACUGAUGACUAUGAAAGGGACUUCAGGCUGCAGUUUCUUCUCCUGGGCAUAAUAACUGAACAGUCCAACCACAUGGUGUUGUGCACUAGCCUGGAUGGCAGAUGGUGGCUCUACGAUGACAUGAAGCCUUCACUGUUCAAGAACGUCAACUUGGAAGAUAUACAGACCCAGGGUUACGUGGUUCACCUGGCAGCCUAUGUCAAAGUGCCAGCAAAGAAUGAGAAGCAAGACUGAGCGGUAAGGAUAUUUCAGAAUUGUUUCUUGAAUUAAUUUUUAUUUAUUUAUUUAUUUUCUGGUAUCGAUAGUUUUCAGACAUUUCUUCAUAUUAAUCGUUCACAUUAUAUGGAGAAACGUCAAUAGUGGGGAAACUUUGUUGUAUGUCGCUCUGGAUAAGAGCGUCUGCCAAAUGCCAAUAAUGUAAUGUAAUAUAAUGAAACGUUAGAUAUGGAUAUGUGACAGGACUCAGUUUUACAUCAAGCCUCCUUCAAGAUUAAUCUCCUUCAAGAUCAAUCGCGGGAAAUGUCGGUUAUGGAUCAAUAUGGGGGAACAUCCAAUACUGAUCAAUAAAUAGAAAUACACUCUAUGGUGCAGACCCCUGCCCAGGAGCGCACAUGCGGAUGUGACGUCGUUCCGGCUGCGCGGAACGUGUGAAGUACACAUCAUUUUGUUUCCGACCAUGUGACACACUGUCACACAGAGGCUUUGCUACAUCAGCUCACCAUUACAAUGAACAAAUCCAGCGAACAAACUUUUUCCUCACGGAAAAGGGGCCAGCGGACGAACCGAACCAAACCGAACUUUCAGAACCGAAUGGAACGGAUGACAUUGCGCAGCCCACGGGAACAUCCCAGUGUGCAUCUGCCCAGGACAAGAAUCCACGGUCCCAACCCCGACUCCUUGACUUCCCAUAACCUCCCAUCAACCUUUUCAAUAAAUGUAUUUAAUUUUAUUAAACCCAGUGUCUGUUUUGGUGUCACAUGAACACAUGACAUGAGUCAAACCAGUCUUUUGAAAAUCUUCCAACCUUCAGGUUAUCUAUAGGUUUAAUUAUUAAUAUUGGUCUUUAUUCAUUAUUAAUAAAUAACUUUUUGCAGUUAUACUGCGACAUAACAUUAAUUGGCACCAAACAUGAGGAUUAUUAACACGAAACAUCAUAUGUAACAAUCACAUAAAGUGUAGGGGCGUAUCCCACACAAUUUAUUUAUUUAUUUAUUUAUAAUCAGGGACAAUGCACAUUAAUCAAAAUCAAUAUCACAACCAAUGUAAAUGUGCCAGGGUUAGCUGUAAGAGCUAAUUUGUACCUGCAGUCAAAUUAGAAAAAAAUAAAAUAAAAGUAAACAUGGUGCCUUGACACCAGCAUUUGAAUCACUGGUGGUGAUGUUCUUGUUUACAGCGGCCAUCUUAGUAUUGUCCUUUUGAAAAAUGUUUGUGUUGAGUAUCCACCUUUACUUACAGAAUGUUCUGUCGGCUGAAAUGUUAUUGGAUGGUUAAUCCGCAAUUAGAUAUUUAAUGGAUUGUCCCUAGCUCCAGAUCCUCCUGCCUUGCUCCUUACUUGACACUUUGGAGUCUGUCCAUUUUAUGCACCCCACGUGAGGACUGAGACGUAGACAUUUCUAAUAGUCACCGUCACUAUUUAAUAUAUAAAAGACCGACAUUAUUUGGCGGCCCUCGCGAGGACCCUACACACGAGCCGACCUGGGCUGACUGGUGGUCAGGCGGGCUGCAACAUUCUGGACCAGCUGGAGGGGCUUGAUGACACAAGCUGGGAGACCGGCCAGAGGGAGUUGCAGUAAUCCAGAUGACAGAUGAUGAGCGCCUGGACCAGGAGCUGGGUGGCUUUCUCCGUCAAGAGCUGACAGA
Messenger RNA from Conger conger (European conger), 2650 nucleotides. RefSeq lists its product as uncharacterized. The coding region runs from base 146 to 1024 and encodes 292 amino acids. Lineage: Eukaryota; Metazoa; Chordata; Actinopteri; Anguilliformes; Congridae. The record is from RefSeq and is a predicted model, not a curated record. The transcript has 6 exons.